Molecule: messenger RNA, 3738 nt
Organism: Neurospora tetraspora
Lineage: Eukaryota; Fungi; Ascomycota; Sordariomycetes; Sordariales; Sordariaceae
Exons: 1
Coding region: 213-3266 (1017 amino acids)
Source: RefSeq, a predicted model, not a curated record
GUCUUUUGGCCCAAGGUUCUUCGCCUUCUUGCUGGUGUCAUCAUACCGUUGGCUGAGAGUUCCAUAACUGCAAAGCAGAAAACGACACCUUUCGGCACCGACAAGUUUUAUCACUCCGCUUCACCCUUCACACGCCAUGUACAAAGACAAAUUCACAUUUCCACCCUAGUCCUUUCCCUUUCUUCCGUUAUGCCCGGGAGGCUCCGGCCAAGAUGCUGUCAAAGCCGGGAUCCACAAUCCGAAAGCUCGUCUCUCCACGGAAGACCCUGUUUGUCGAGGAAUACGAGGGCUCUUACUUUCACCACGACGAUGAAGGCUACAGGUCGGUCUACAGAGAGCUUAAAAUGAGGUCAUGGGGUCUUCGAAGGGGUUCAAAGCCUGACCUCGAUGUCCCGAAGAAAGAGGACCUUCACAAGAUACUCACAAUUAUCCCACCCUUUCCCGACACUCCGCUCUCAUCAAGGUCUUCUUUGUCCAGCUGCGGCUAUAGCACAGACCACACCAGUCCUCAAUGUUCUUCCCGGCGUGUCGGAGGCCAAAGUCCUCAGAGGAGUCCACUUCUUUGUCCUGAACACCUCGAGCACCAGCCACAGCAAGCCCGAGGGAGAAGCCAACCCUCCAGCACGACACCGGGAACGCCUCCCAGAACACCAAGUACACAAGAGUUACACCAAAUUAUUCUUCUGCCGCCUUCACCUCCCCUGCAACAAGACGAGCCGAACCGGGAUUAUACGAUUCGUCGACCAAGUAUUACCUUGACUGGCCUGGGGAUCAACCAUCAAUCUAUAUCUGCAGAGGAGAUUGCCGAAGGCUAUACCGGCUCACGAGAGCAACAUCGUUCACCAAGCAAUGGAUAUUCGAACGACAUCCAGCAGCUCAUUCCGGAGAUGGAUAGGGCAUUCCAGCCACAACGGUCCCCGAUCGAAAUAAAGCUGCCGUUACCGGCGCUUGUGAUCCCGCCGACGACAUAUUACUCGGCAAAUCACACAAAGCCUUUGACGCCUGCAGAUACUCCCUCCCAAUGGAAUAAAGCGCGGAGAAGAAGUCAGGCGUCAUUGCAAUCCUUCACACAGCCUUCCAAAAGGUCUUUCUUGCUCACAAGCCCGGCAAGGUUUGCUUCGGCCAGCAGGACAAAGAGAAAGAAGUCAAAGAAAUCCCAAAGGCGGCCGCGCAUAGUCAGCACACAGGUAUCAAGAUGGGCACUACCAGACACUGCCCGAAAUUUAUUCGAACGUUUCAACCCUAUCGAAGCUAAUGAGGUGCUGCCGGAGAGCGUCUUGCAGGAAAUAAUGGACCGAGCUUGUCUAGCCCAGUCAGCGAUGAAUGAUGGAGUGACGGCAACCGGUCAAGAAGGUGAUCAAACGUCUCAGCAGCCCAUUACGCCUGUCGAACCGUUCCACCUAGACGACUUGCCGACACGGAUUGACAAUGCCGGCGUGAGCUUGACUGUCACUUCGGCAACUCCUCCACUUGAGACGGCACGACCGUCUUUAUCUGAUCACGGCGAGAUCACCAGAGACGACUGCGCAACACCAAAGCAGCAGUUGCAAGAAGAUGGACAGAAACAGAACCGGCCGAGAAGUCCUCCCGUCGCCUUGGCGGAGGAUGGAAAGGAACACAGCCUACCCAUUAUGUUUCGCCUCGAAGAAGAAGAAGCACAACAACCUCCAAAGCCCCCGAGUGUCGCCCAUCUUACACCUUCCACUACCGGUCCCAUCAGGCCCGUACCGCGGCGCACUCCGUCCAGGCAACUACCUCCUCUUCCGACCAUUCCUGAGGGCAUCACCAGUUCGAUGUUGACACCUACGUCUACCUCAUCACCUGGAUUUGGCUCCGAUGCCAACAAUGACGACUUUAUCUUCCUCAAAGGCACCCCAUACACUUGGACAAUGCCAUCCUUCCGUCACGGACCAAUCCGAUUACCCAAACCCGAGCCUCCCAUCAACCUGCUCGCCGCCAAUGCUGAAUAUGGUCUUGACUGGGUAGCCUUCCAAAUCUCGAUAGGAAGCGGUAUCGGCGACUUCGACAGUGACCCCCUUGACUACUCGCGGCCUUCGGAUGCUGAGCUUAAUGAGCGCGACGACAUUAUUGCCUGGUUCUCCGGUUUCGGGUUCGAUGGGUAUGGUGCAUUGAGGACCUUUCCGACCGCCGACGAGGAGAUCGAGCUCAUGAAGCACAGACAAGAAAAUGCCCCUUUGCAUACGCAUUCCGCGAGUUCUGGUAGCCCCUUGAACAUGGGUAGACGAGAACCUCCAGACAGCGGCAGCAGAGGCAGAGUACCAACCGGGAACGCACUUCGUCGGAUUCAGCAUUUGCAAGCAUACGACUGGGACCGAAAACAUUCCCAUGAGCGGUCGGCGAGCGUCAAUGGUCAUCUUCCUCUCCAUGCCCCUGCAACUCACAUUGCUGCUCAUCAGAUGCAGCAACAACAACAACAACAACACUAUCUGCCCUGGAUAUCACGAGAGACACCUUCCUCAACCUGGCCUAUCGAACGUCAAUCAAGGGACCAUCUCGAGAAGCCUACAACCAACACUCCCUAUGGUCACGCUCACAGCCAAAGUUGGAGUUACUCGCUGUCACCUUUCCAAGCGCCAACAUCCAAUCCCACCGUUCGCCGGGAUCAUAGCCGCGGUCGCAGUCAAAGCGAUGCCGCCAACAACAACAACACCAACACCAACAACACCCUGGUUCCAACAUCAAUCAACCGCAAUCAAUCACCAACGCUGCGAACGUCAACACCAACAAAGACUUUAACAUCCCGGCUCCAGCCAUCACACACUCAAAGACCCGGGACGCCACAACAUCAAAUCCAACAACAAUACUCCCUUGCACUAACAUCAUCCUCACUAUUCUCAUCACCAACCAUCCAACGAUCCGAAUCCCCCUUUCUCCCAGGAGGUUUUGCUUUCCAAUACGAGCAACAAACGGUUAUUCCAUCGUCGAUUGUCCCAACAACCCAACAACAUCAACAAGCACCACCACCACAUUCACAGCCGACAAAGCAAACAGCCAAGAAAAUCUCCCAAGCAAUCGAUGCGGCCCGCGCCCGCACUUGGCAGCAAGGGUCUCAAGGACCUCGCCACCGCCGCGCCGACUCGCAAGAAAGUAUAAAAAGUCUGCCGCAGAGCCCGGCGCUCAACAUGGUGGUUUCAAGGGACGUGAAUGGCCAGGAGUACGUGAUCCCGAUGGGGUUCAAUUUGGAUCAUGACUUGGGGGAUUUCCUCAAGUGGGAGGCGGAGCAUGUUGCGUUGGGGAUUGAUUGAUUCAUUGAUCGGCUGAUUGUUUGCAUGGAGUUGAUUGUUGUUGAAGGGGUUGGAAUGUUGAGGGAAAGGAAAAAGGAAAUACGAGUUACUAGGGGGCAAACUGAACUAAUGGCGUUGAGUCGUUUCUGGUUUGGGUCCAAGGUCUUUUUUUUACGCAUCUUUCUGUUACUUUCUUUUACGAUACCACUUUUUAGUUGAUCUAUAUCAUGGCGAAAAUAAUUUUCCUCUUCAACAGCAACGAUUGAAAUGAUUUCUUGUUGAGUGUACAUGCUGUGUGGACUAUCUCGCUUACACAGUAGUCAACAAGGACUCUGAAUAUCAACAUCACUGUCGCAAAAAACACACCAUGCGCACAUCAUUCACCUCAGACAUCCAUCUACCUCAUUUAUUUCUCAGCAAAAAUCGAUCGUUCUACCGACCAUGUAGGCCAGGGGCACCCGACAUAUACGGAUGAGAAGGUUCAACCUGAGUC